Condylostylus longicornis is the source of this 2399-nucleotide messenger RNA. RefSeq names its product exocyst complex component 3 (gene Sec6). Gene Ontology annotation, molecular function: SNARE binding. Bases 112 to 2331 code for a protein of 739 amino acids. The record is from RefSeq and is a predicted model, not a curated record. Lineage: Eukaryota; Metazoa; Arthropoda; Insecta; Diptera; Dolichopodidae. The transcript is spliced from 4 exons. Gene Ontology annotation, cellular component: exocyst. Gene Ontology annotation, biological process: exocytosis; exocyst localization.
UCUACAGAAUACAAAACAGACUCAAAUUACAAAUAGUUUGACAAUUAAAAAUAAAUACAAGAAAUUUUCAUUCUUAAAUUCUUAUUUACAAAUUUUUCAAACAAAACAGAAAUGGACUUGAAGCAAUUGGAAGUUGAAGCACGACAAGCUGCAUUGAAAGAUGUUAAAAACAUGUUACAAAAACCAGGGCAAUUGGAAAAAGUUGACCAGUACAAGAAGAGAAUAGGAAGAAAAAAAGCCUCUGCAGAAUCUCUAUUAAAAUCCGGUAUGCAAAAUCAGCUUGAAGGUGUUAGAGUGGGACUAAAACAAUUAGAAACGUGCUUAUCCGAUGUUAAAGAUGUAAUGAUACGGGUAAAAGAGGUAAAUGAUUUAUUAGCUGCCGUCCCAGAAAUUUACGACGCUUUAGAACCAGUUCGGGAAGAGAAUAUCAAGCAUUCACAAUAUGCGACUACUAUGGAAAAUUUAAAAAAUAUCUUCAAUGUGGAAACAAGUGUUGAAAAAACUUUACAACUCAUUGAAGAAGACAAAUUAUUAAAUGCCCAUCAGUGUUUAGCCGAACUAGAAAAUUCAAGAGAUGAUUUGCUAUACGAGCUUCACAAGCAACCUAAACAAUAUGCUAAAGCUUGUGACAAGAUCACAUUAAAAAGACAUUUCGAAAAAGUUGAGACUGUAUCAAAACGGUUGGAGAAAAAAAUUCGUUUGAUAUUAUUUCGAACACUGAAUACAGUUAGAAAAGAACCAACAAUUAUUGUCACAGCUCUUCGAAUAAUCGAAAGAGAGGAAAAAUCUGAUCAGUUUGCUUUACAACAGCAGAAAGUUACAGGAUUUCUUCCACCUGGAAGACCUAAAAAAUGGCGAGAAAUGGCAAUGGGUGUUCUCUCUGUCGCGGUUGAAGAUCGAAUAGAAGGUUCAAAAUUAGAAGAUAAAACUGAAAAACUUUGGCUUGUACGGGACUUGGAAAUUACAAGAAAAAUAGUGUUGGAAGAUUUAAGAGUGGUUAAAUCUUUAUGCGUUCCUUGCUUUCCUCCAGAUUAUGAUAUUUUCAAUGAGCACGUAAAGAUGUAUCACAAUUCUUUGGCAAAUUAUCUCGAUAGAACAAUUAACACCGGAUUAGAGGGCAAUGAAUAUGUUUCUUUAUUGUCUUGGGUGAUGAACGUUUAUACAGGUCAAGAAUUAAUGUCCCAUCCUGAUUUGCAAGUUGACAUUUCAAAGAUCGCGGGACCUUUACUAAAACCAGAACAGCUUCAAGAACUCGAGAAAGAGUAUCUAGGAAAUAUGGAAAGAAAUUAUCAAGAAUGGAUGACAAAGACUUUAGAUGCAGAAAAACAGGAUUGGUUUUCAGAAAACCCACCAGAUCAAGAUGAACAGUAUUAUCAAACUUCAGCUCCCGUCAUAAUAUUCCAAAUGAUAACUCAACAUUUACAAGUGACAAAUACCAUAAGUGCUGAUGUAACAUUUAAUGCUUUAGUAUUAAGUAUAAGGCAGAUGGAAAUAUUUGGACAAAAUUAUCGUUCUGGUGUAAUUGAAAUUAAAGAACGUCAUUUCAAAAAUCGUAAUCAAAUAAAGUAUUUUACACAUCAUAUAAUAACUGUUGUUAAUAAUAGUCAACAAAUCAUUGAACUUGCUCAACAAAUGAAGCAAUUGUACUGGCCUAAAUCACGUACAGAACAUUAUGAAGAUUUUGAAAGACUAAUUAAAACAUUCCAAAGAAAUCGAGAAGAAGCAGCAAUAUAUUUAUUAGAAGAAGCUUUUCUUGAUUUAGAAGUUAUAUUCAAUGAACUUUUUACACCUAAAUGGUUGCAAAGCCGUAUAUCAAUUAAAACCAUUUGUGCGACCUUAGAAGAUUAUUUCUCAGAUUAUAUUCAUUUAAGACCAAAUAAUUUUGAGCUUGUUAUAAAUGAAGCUCAAAUAAUGGUAGCAAAAAGAUAUAUAAAAGCUUUAUUAUCAAAACGUUUGUCAAAACCGAGAAAUGAAAUUGAAUUAGUUACAAAGUAUAUAAAUUUUGAUGCAAGAGAAAUAAAAAUGUUUUUCGAAGAGAAAGCACCAAAUUUAUCUAUGAAUGAAUCACCAAUUGACUUAAUUCCAGUUUUAGCAAAUCUUUUAGUUUGUGACAUUGAACUAUUAGUUUUGGAUUUAACAACUCUUCUUGGCAAUUAUCCAUCAUUAAAUGAGGAACAAAUUGUACGUUUAUUUUAUUUACGAAAUGAUGUUAAAUCAGGUGAAGUAAGAGAAAAGUUUAAAGAUGGUAUGCGAACAAAGAAAAAUCUUGUUAGUACAGCUAAAUAUGAUAUUAUAUUUAAAGAAAUUGUAUUUAGCGAUAAAUUAUGGUAAAUUUAUAUUACGGAAUAUUUAUCAAAUAAAGUUUGUUUAUUAAUAUUUUAUUCAAAUAUAGCUACAUA